Molecule: messenger RNA, 309 nt
Organism: Penicillium maclennaniae
Lineage: Eukaryota; Fungi; Ascomycota; Eurotiomycetes; Eurotiales; Aspergillaceae
Exons: 2
Coding region: 1-309 (102 amino acids)
Source: RefSeq, a predicted model, not a curated record
AUGUCGGAAACAUAUCCGAUCGGCACCCGCUCAGAGUGCGAGCGCCUCGUUCGAGAUUGGGGUUUCCGGCACGUCUUCACAUGGUCAGAUGGGAGUGGUGCUUAUUACUCACCUCAUACUCAUGGAGGUCUCACCACACAUCUAAUCCGUCGAGGAACAAUGACUGUCACAUACCCAGAAGACAAUGCCAAGAACCGCGAGCAGAAGAAAGAGACGUUCGGUGUUGGGGCCAGAGUUGAUGUGCCGGCUGGCAAGCUUCAUGAGGUUUGGAUCGGGGAGGAGGGGUGUGAAUAUGUUAUUGGCGAGUAG